Molecule: messenger RNA, 1548 nt
Organism: Symbiodinium natans
Lineage: Eukaryota; Dinophyceae; Suessiales; Symbiodiniaceae
Source: the annotation of a GenBank genome assembly
AUGACCGAGCUUCACUGCGUGCUUCUGGGCGGGCGCGUGCUGGACAUCACGGUCGAUGAGACUUGCUACGUGUGGCAGUUGAAGGAACGCUUGCAGGAAGAGCUGGGGUGGUGGCCUGAGUGCAUCUUCAAUGGCGAGACCUUACGCGACAACGACAGUACCCUAUGCCAGCAGGGCAUCGGCACUCGUACCGAGGGCGUGGAUGUCGUCCAAGUGAUCCGGUCGGCCACACAGAAUCACAUGUGCUCUAGUCAACGCCAUGAGGGAUACUACGGCAUCUUCAACGGUGAGUGUUUCUGGCUAGGCGCUUCCGUGGAGAACGGGCUUGAGAUGAAGUUUCUUGAGUGUGUCGGCGCCGUGCGAAGAGUUGAAGUUGGAAACUUUGGCGACGCAGUUCCACGUGCGGAAAUGGUCCUUCUCGGGCAAGAUGGCAGUGUUCGCACCUUUUAUCCAUCCUUAGAUGUGGAGGUCCAUGCUCCUGCAGCGAUAGCAGAGCUCCGGGAUGUGGAGAAGGUCGUUGCCACCGAGAGAGCACUUGCUGCAGUGAGAGCCGAUGGCUCGGUGGCAGCAUGGGGUGAGGCAAGCGAUGGUGGAGAGUUGGGUCGCGAUCUGCUAGAUGUGCGGGAGGUGGUAGCUUCUGUUGCUGCCUUCGCUGCGAUUCAUCAAGAUGGUCGUGUCACCAGCUGGGGCGAUCCAGACUUCGGUGGCGACUGCCAGGCUGUGAGCCACCGCUUGAGGAACGUGCAAGAUGUUGCGGCUGCUGUGGGUGCCUUCGCAGCCAUCUCGAGGGACGGGUCGGUCGUCACCUGGGGUGACCAACGUAUGGGUGGUGACAGCGCCCCAGUUCAGCAAGCCUUGCAAUCAGUGGUGCGGGUCUAUGCUUGCUUUACAGCAUUUGCAGCUUUGCUGGCGGACGGCCGUGUCGUCACCUGGGGCUCUGCGGAUGGUGGCGGCGACAGUAGCAUGGUGCAAGCGCAGCUGCAGGAUGUCAAGGAUAUUGCCGCUUCUCAGCAGGCCUUUGCAGCUCUCCGGUCAGAUGGCUCUGUCGUGACGUGGGGCCGUGGUGACCUCGGAGGCGACAGCCGUGCUGUGCAAGAUCAGCUUCGAGACGUGCAGAAGCUGGUAGCCACGCAAGGUUCUUUCUGCGCACUUCUGCAAGGUGGCAGAGUUGUGACGUGGGGACGCCCGGACUUUGGUGGUGAUAGCAGCGAUGUUCAAGAUCGGCUGAGGCAUGUGAGGGACAUUCACGCAGACAUGUUCACGUUUUGCGCCACUCUCUCCAACGGCGAGCUGCUUGUUUGGGGUUCCUGGCGCCUGUACGGUAAAGUUCGCUUUUUGGUAAACCCCCGGGAGGAGCUUGCAAGCUUCCGCGAUUUUGACUACUUGCCACCCCCGUCGCUGGAAUGUCGUGCUCCAAAUGUCUGGACUGACUCACGCUCGGCAAAUUCGGCUCAGGAUUUUGAACAUUUCGGGUCUAGGGAUCCCUCUACGGAUCCCUCCGGAUCCCCAAGAAGUGGGGGUUUGGAGGAUGCCUGGGACUCGGACUAG